This is a messenger RNA of Fundulus heteroclitus (mummichog), 3502 nucleotides long. It is a transcript of the gene lhx1a, whose product is annotated as LIM homeobox 1a. Gene Ontology annotation, biological process: regulation of transcription by RNA polymerase II; neuron differentiation. Gene Ontology annotation, molecular function: RNA polymerase II transcription regulatory region sequence-specific DNA binding; DNA-binding transcription factor activity, RNA polymerase II-specific. The transcript has 5 exons. Bases 693 to 1919 code for a protein of 408 amino acids. Lineage: Eukaryota; Metazoa; Chordata; Actinopteri; Cyprinodontiformes; Fundulidae. Gene Ontology annotation, cellular component: nucleus. The record is from RefSeq and is a predicted model, not a curated record.
UGAACCGGAGACCCCAGCGCAUCCCGCCACAUGUAGUGUACCAGAGACUGAAGGGGGGCAUCCCAGCGUCGCGCCGCCACCAAAGCUUCAGGAUCUGCCCGUAGAGCUGGAGGGGAAAACGCUCUUUGCUGAAAUCUUUUUUUUUUUUGACUUUGUGAUUUUUGUUUUUUUUCGCCUCAUGUUGAGCACUGGAUACGCUGCCAUGUUAAAACCAACCGAAUUACUGUGUGACAGCCAUGCUUUGAAAGCGUUUUACUGAACGUGUCCCUGCUCCUGACUUUCGGACGCGCUGCUUGCUGACCGAUUCAUCACAUCCAAGACCGACGGGAAGAACAAGCUGCGCCCGUUACUCGCGGCUGAGCUCAUCAUCUGCAUCAAAUCUUGAUUCAGAAUUUUGCCUCGGGCCCACCAAAGGACUGAUUCCCCAGGUGUGGGGUUUUCUACCACCGAGGACCCGCGGCCGCUUCUGCUGUUGCAUUUUGCUUUCAGACGGAACCUGUUUUUACGCAUGCGGGGAGAGAUCUGUACUGACGGCUGAUCCACUGGCAUCUCCGCGAACGCUGACCCGGGAGCUGGAGGCGGAAUCAGCAGAGGCAGAAAUCAAACACACGGUCAAUGCUCGGCUUGCACCGGUGAUUGGGUUCGUGCGUGCGCGUUGCUCGUGGGGGGUUGUCGCGAGCCCAACCGAAGCCAUGGUCCACUGCGCCGGCUGCGAGAGGCCUAUCCUGGACCGCUUCCUCCUCAACGUGCUGGACAGAGCCUGGCACGUCAAGUGUGUGCAGUGCUGCGAGUGCAAAUGUAAUCUGACCGAGAAGUGUUUUUCUAGAGAGGGGAGACUGUACUGCAAAAAUGAUUUUUUUAGGCGGUUCGGCACCAAAUGUGGCGGCUGUUCGCAGGGAAUCUCUCCGAACGACCUGGUUCGGCGGGCCCGGAGCAAGGUGUUCCACCUCAACUGUUUCACCUGCAUGAUGUGCAAUAAGCAGCUCUCCACCGGCGAAGAGCUCUACAUCAUAGACGAGAACAAAUUUGUUUGCAAAGACGAUUACCUCAGCAACAUGAGUGUAAAAGACACGAAUCUCCUCUCAGUAGUAACGGCAUGCAGCGAUCCCAGUUUAUCCCCGGACUCUCAGGACCAGCUCCAGGACGACGUUGUCCUAAAGGACACGGAGAUGGCGGCCCUCUCCGACAAGGAGACGGUCAACAACGAGAAUGACGACCAGAACCUGGGCGGGAAGCGGCGCGGUCCACGGACCACCAUUAAGGCCAAGCAGCUGGAGACCCUGAAGGCGGCGUUCGCUGCCACCCCGAAACCCACCCGACACAUCCGGGAGCAGCUGGCUCAGGAGACCGGCCUCAACAUGAGAGUCAUCCAGGUCUGGUUCCAGAACCGCCGUUCCAAAGAGAGACGCAUGAAGCAGCUGAGCGCGCUGGGUGCGCGGAGGCACGCAUUCUUCCGGAGCCCGAGGCGGAUGAGGACGUUAGUAGACCGAUUGGAGCCUGGUGAGCUCAUCCCCAACGGACCCUUCUCGUAUUAUGGAGAUUAUCAAAGUGAGUACUACGGCCCAGGAGGGAACUAUGACUUUUUUCCUCAGGGCCCUCCAUCGUCGCAGGCCCAGACACCAGUUGAUCUCCCCUUCGUGCCCUCCUCGGGCCCCACAGGCACCCCUCUCGGGGGUAUGGACCACCCCCUGCCUGGCCACCACCCUUCCAGUGAUGUACAACGCUUCUCUGAUAUCAUGUCUCACCACCCAGGGGACUCUCCCAGCCCAGAGCCAGGCAUCCCGGGGCCCUUGCACAGCAUCUCGUCUGAAGUGUUUGGCCCUAGUCCACCCUUUACCUCAUUGUCGCUGAACGGCAGCGGAUUCAACAACCACCUGUCUCACCAACCCUCAGAAAUGAACGAGGGUACUGUGUGGUAGCUUUCUGGCACAGAGGAUCGAAACACCAGAUAUUCAUUAAUGGAGGAUUGCAGCAUUAGGUGUUGUAUUGGCCAGCGGUCCAAAGUAGGGUCCAGGAAAAUGACAGGGUUAGGGCAACUUCAUAAACAUUUUUUUAUAUAUAUUUAUUUAUUUAUGUUGCAUUUUUUUCAUUUUAAGCAUAUUCUUUUUGGUUGAAAAACAGAUCAGGCAUGAAAAUCGUGCCAACAUUGUGUUCAGUAUUGUAUGUGUGUGGGUGGUUUAAUAGCUUUUUUUUAAUCCCUCACCCAUGCCACAUCAUCCAAAAAACCUUUCUUUUUGCAAAAGAAAAAACACUGGGCAAGACCGAUAAAUGGCCCACUAUCAUGCUUUAUUUGGACCCAGAGGCCGCCCUAUUGCUCCUGCUGUUUCCUGUCAGCAGCAGGCUACAACCAAACCCCUUCACACUUACAAGUGUUAAAAAGAGACACAAAUCACAACAGUUUUUGAAAAGCUUCUGUUGUAGGUCCCAAACAUGAAACAUGUUUUGCUACUGUCAAAGACUUUGAUAGCUUUACUGAAAGAACAAAGGGACUGAGGGUUUCUGAUGGGCUGACCUGGCUAAGGGUUAUUCAGGCUGUGUCAGAGGCACUACCUGCAUAUUCAGAAACUCCAAAGACCUCUUGGCCUUGCAAGGCUCUGCCAUACUAAUGCUAACCGUUUUUCAAAAAACAUUGCUGAAGACCGGGGAAAACAACAUUUUAUUUCCACAAAGGCCUCUGUGUUUGUUUUAAUCUCACAAAAUUCACCAAAUCCGAGGACUGCUGCCUUGAAAAUGCAGUAAAACCAGUUCAACAACCCAAUGGACUGUAAGCCCUUUAUUUAAAAUGGAGAUGAACUUGAAAUGUCAAAAUGAAGUCUACCUUCUAAAAUACUCUACUGGGGUUCUAAAUAGGACUUUGAACAGUCAACUGUUUACGUAAUCUAAGAAAUUCAGGAGUCCAGAAGUCUCGACACCGUGUUUUAGAACCUCUUGAUCGAUAUAAAAAUGUUCCAAGCAACCAACCAAACUUUUGUAUUGAUUUCAUUUAUAUUGUAUGGAGAUAAAAAAAAUCCAUUUGCUGGGGUUGUGUUUCACUGUGCUAGUUUGUACAAGAUGUUGUUUACAGAAAAAGGAAAAAAGUACAAUAAAAAUGAGAGAAAAGUAGACUUUUGCCAAAUUUUAAAUUAUAGCACAAAUACUGUUAAAGUGCUUUGCACUAAUAUCACAGUGUGUGUUGGGAGAAAUUCUAAGUGUUAAGAGGACUAAUUGACUUUGAAUUAUUUUUAGUCUGCUGAGAAUGCAUUCAUACACGUGUUAAUAUAAACAUACUUAGGUUUUAUUUUUGUGUUAUGAAAGAUGAAAAGUCCAAACUAUUAAAAAUUGGUGGUCAAAUAUGCAGCUGUCAGCUGCUACAUCUCUUUGAAUAUCAAGCCCUCAUGAUAUGUCUUUUAUUGUUUCAAUAAACCGAAGCUUAUGUGAUCUCCAGUGCAUAUUAGACCAUUCACUGUAUAAAUUCAACAUGUUGAUAAAAUUGUAUUUCUAAUAAACUAGAAACAUACUGAAU